Molecule: messenger RNA, 1566 nt
Organism: Penicillium taxi
Lineage: Eukaryota; Fungi; Ascomycota; Eurotiomycetes; Eurotiales; Aspergillaceae
Exons: 9
Coding region: 1-1566 (521 amino acids)
Biological process (GO): transmembrane transport; L-cysteine transport
Cellular component (GO): membrane
Molecular function (GO): L-cysteine transmembrane transporter activity
Source: RefSeq, a predicted model, not a curated record
AUGGCCUCUGAAAUUUCAAAAGAUGGCAGUGUCGCAACCCAUGUGAAAGAACCUAGUCAGAUCGACAAUCCACUCAAGGUGCUUGACCAGUUUGCAGACGAAAGUUUCAAGCUAUUGUCAAAGAUACAAGUAUCAGAUCCAACGCCGGAAGAAGCAAGAGCGAUACGGAAUAAAUGCUUAUGGCGAAUCCUACCGUUUCUGUGUAUAGGUUAUCAUUUGAUGUACAUUGACAAGCAAACGCUGGGAAGUUCUGCGAUUUUAGGGAUUAUGGAUGAUGCCCAUUUGAAUUCCAACCAAUACAACUGGCUGUCUUCAAUUUUCUACUUCGGCUAUCUUCUUGCGGAAUGGCCCCAGAACUGGGCCUUACAAAGGUUUCCUGUUGCAAAAUGGCUAUCCGGUAAUCUGAUAAUAUGGGGCUGUAUCACUCUCUUGCAUGCACCAUGCCAUAAUUUUGCCUCCUUGUUUGUGGUUCGGUUUUUUCUCGGUCUGGCAGAAGCUUCGAUUAUUCCGGCAUUUUUGCUCUCUAUGUCUAUGUUCUUCACGUAUGACGAGCAGGCAGUUAUGAUGCCGAUUAUGUGGUCAAUCGGCAACGCAAGCCCUAUCACCUCUGGUCUCCUUUCAUACGGUGUCUUGUGGAUUAAGACGGGAGAUUUCUCGCCCUGGAAAUGGCUUAUGAUCAUCACUGGUAUUCUAACACUCAUCUUCGGUGUGUUGGUUUGGCUUCUCUUUCCUGAUAGCCCAAUCCAUGCCAAAUUUUUGACCCACGAAGAGCGUGCAAAAGCAAUAUUGAGAAUCAAGGGAAACCAUGCCGGAAUUGAACAGAAGAUGUUCAAAAAAUACCAAUUCAUCGAGGCUAUUCAAGAUCCAAAGACUUGGUUAUUCUUCUUACACGCAUUUUCCCAAGAAAUGGCAAAUGGAAUGACAAACCAAUACUCAUUGAUUAUAAAAUCAUUUGGGUUUACAGUUCUCCAAACGACUUUGCUUGGUUGUGUCAGUGGGUUAAUUUCGUUCUUUUCUCUCGGAAGUGCUGCAGUCAUUCUGUACAAUACUAAGAAUUGCCGAGCUUGGAUAUCCCUCAUUGCAUACAUUCCCGGUGCAUUAUCCAGUAUAUUACUUUUAGCUUUGCCUUGGUCAAAUCGUUGGGGUCUGAUAUCAGGUAUUUGGGUAAGAUCCACAACCGGAAUCCCAUAUGCUGUGGUAAUGAUCUGGGCGGCCAAUGCAUCUGCGGGUCACACAAAAAAGACCACUGUAAUUGCAUUAUAUCAUAUUGGCUACGGACUGGGCAAUAUCAUCUCCCCACAGCUUUUCAGACCCCAGUGGAAGCCUCGCUACAAGCCAACUUGGAUCAUUCUUCUUGUGGUCGCUGUGAUUCUACCAUCAAUAACUAUCAUCAUUCUGAGGAUCUAUCUGAGCUCAGAGAACAAGCGUCGGGAUAAGCUUGAAGCCACCAACCAAAUCACUACCGAUGGGGUUGUGGAAACUACCGACUCUGACGGAGGUAAGGUGGCCCGUAUUGUGGAUUCCACUCAGAUGGACUUGACAGAUAGGGAGAAUUUGACAUUGUAA